Myotis brandtii (Brandt's bat) is the source of this 2278-nucleotide messenger RNA. Its product is annotated as tuftelin-interacting protein 11. Bases 1 to 2136 code for a protein of 711 amino acids. Gene Ontology annotation, molecular function: nucleic acid binding. Gene Ontology annotation, cellular component: U2-type post-mRNA release spliceosomal complex. The record is from RefSeq and is a predicted model, not a curated record. Lineage: Eukaryota; Metazoa; Chordata; Mammalia; Chiroptera; Vespertilionidae. Gene Ontology annotation, biological process: spliceosomal complex disassembly. The transcript is spliced from 4 exons.
AUGCCGCUGUCCCACUUGUACCGGGACGGGGAAGGCCACAUGGACGACGACGACGACGAGAGGGAGAACUUUGAGAUCACUGACUGGGAUCUGCAGAAUGAGUUCAACCCCAACCGGCAGCGGCAUUGGCAGACCAAGGAAGAGGCCACCUACGGAGUGUGGGCAGAGCGAGACUCGGAUAAAGAGAGGCCCAGCUUCAGAGGCAAACGGGCCCGAGACUACUCUGCGCCAGUCAACUUCAUCAGUGCGGGCCUCAAGAAAGGGGUGGCAGAGGAGGUGGAGCUGGAAGAUUCUGACGAUGGAGAGAAACCUGUUAAGCAGGAAGAAUUUCCUAAGGAUUUCGGGCCGAAGAAGUUAAAAACGGGUGGCAAUUUAAAACCCAGCCAGAAAGGCUUUGCAGGAGGAACCAAGUCGUUCAUGGAUUUUGGCAGCUGGGAGAGACACACGAAAGGGAUAGGGCAGAAGCUCCUGCAGAAGAUGGGCUACGUCCCUGGGAGGGGCCUCGGCAAGAACGCGCAAGGUAUCAUUACGCCAAUCGAAGGCAAACAGAGAAAGGGAAGAGGUGCCGUGGGAGCGUAUGGCUCUGAGCGGACCACUCAGUCCCUGCAAGACUUCCCUGUGGUGGACUCGGAAGAGGAAGUGGAAGAGGAGUUUCAGAAGGAGCUGAGCCAGUGGAGGAAGGACCCCAGCGGGAGCAAGAAGAAGCCCAAGUACUCCUACAAGACGGUGGAGGAGCUGAAGGCCAAGGGCAGGACCAGCAAGAAGCUCACGGCUCCCCAGAAGGAGCUUUCGCAGGUCAAGGUCAUAGACAUGAUGGGCCGGGAGCAGAAGGUCUACUACAGCUACAGCCACAUCAGCCACAAGCACAACAUCCCCGACGAUGGGCUGCCGCCGCAGUCCCAGCAGCUGCCACUAUCCCGCAAGGAGGCCAAGGCCCCGGGCUUUGCGCUGCCGGAGCUGGAGCACAAGCUGCAGCUGCUCAUCGACCUCACGGAGCAGGAGAUCCAGAACGACCACCGGCAGCUGCAGUACGAGCGGGACAUGGUGGUGAACCUCUCGCACGAGCUGGAGAAGAUGUCGGAGGUGCUGGACCACGAGGAGCGGGCCACCUCCAACCUCAGCAAAGUCCUGGAGCUGGUGGAGGAGUGCGAGCGGCGCAUGCAGCCCGGCUGCAGCCACCCGCUCAUCCUGGAUGAGUGCGCCCGCAUCUUUGAAACCCUGCAGGACAAGUACUACGAGGAGUACGGCAUGUCCGACCGCGUGGACCUGCCUGUGGCCAUCGUCUACCCGCUCAUGAAGGAGUACUUCAAGGAGUGGGACCCCCUCAAAGACUGCACCUACGGCACCGAGAUCAUCUCCAAAUGGAAGAGACUCCUGGAGAACGACCAGCCCCUGUCGCACGGCGGCCAGGACCUCUCGGCAGACGCCUUUCACAGGCUGAUAUGGGAAGACUGGAUGCCUUUGGUUCGAAAUAGCGUCACCCAGUGGCAACCCCGGAACUGUGAGCCCAUGGUGGACUUCCUGGAUAGCUGGGUGCACAUGAUCCCCGUGUGGGUGCUGGACAACAUCCUGGACCAGCUCAUCUUCCCCAAGCAGCCAGCGUUGGGUGUGCUACUUAAGUGUAAGCUCACAGCACCAGCGGUCACCAACCUUUCGGAUCGUGGACCGCUGGUGGCAACCGCUAAGACCAUAUUCUUUACCUGUAAAACAGUAACGUGUAACAGCUACCUUAUUCUGUGUGUAUCGGACACCUCUCCUCACCCCCUGCCCUGUCUCCCAGGUGCCUACAUGCAGCCCGGAGCACGAGAAAACAUCGCCUACCUCACCCACAUGGAGCGGAGGAAGGACUUCCAGUACGAGGCCAUGCAGGAGCAACGGGAGGCCGAGAACAUGGCCCAGAGGGGCAUUGGCGUGGCCACCAGAUCCGUGCCCAUGAACUUUAAGGACCUCAUUGAGACCAAGGCCAAGGAGCACAAUAUCCUCUUCAUGCCUGUCAUCAGGAAGCGACAUGAAGGGAAGCAGCUCUAUACCUUUGGCCGCAUCGUCAUCUAUAUUGACCAGGGAGUGGUAUUUGUCCAGGGUGAGAAGACCUGGGUGCCCACCUCCCUGCAGAGCCUGAUCAACAUGGCCAAGUAGGCGGAGGCCCGGGGCAGCUGCACACAUUUCUGACUAAAUCUUUUGAACCAUCUUUGAAAGAGUCACUUCUUUAUUCAGUAGGUUCUCCCCACCAGCCAGGCCCCUGAGGAAUGCUGUGGAGUGUGAUAAGGGAUUUGAGGAA